Messenger RNA from Diaporthe batatas, 549 nucleotides. RefSeq lists its product as uncharacterized. The record is from RefSeq and is a predicted model, not a curated record. NCBI's taxonomy places the organism in Eukaryota, Fungi, Ascomycota, Sordariomycetes, Diaporthales, Diaporthaceae. Bases 1 to 549 code for a protein of 182 amino acids. The transcript is spliced from 4 exons.
AUGUUGCUCAUCGCCGUCUCCCUGAUGGCAAUCGUCUGCUGCGGCAUCGCCGCUGGCACGCCGGAUCCUCAGUAUCAGAAACCCACCAGCAGAUUCGCCCUGUGGGGGUCUGCCCCGAGCAAUCACUGCGGCACCAGUUCCUUCACCUACUUUGGACCCAACGACAGGCUGGUCCCCGUUGCAGACUGCAACAACAUGCUGCUGGACCUGUGGAAGGACUACCACUUCACGUACGAGCUCUCCAACUGGGAGAACUCGACGGCGCUGGCGGACCACUUCUUCGUGCUGGCGGCCAACGGCGACUGCGAGUUCGCGCUGAAGAGGCUAGACGGCCUUAACAAUGUCAUGCUGCUUGGAGAUCAGGACAUAAGGGAUGUUGUGAAUAGCUCGAUCGCCAGCUCGGCCGACGGUGCGUUCUUCGGGACCGUCGAGGGACAGAUGAACUGCAACACGGAUCCUGGAAACGGUGGCGAGGUCAACUUUGAGUGGACGCUGCGGACGCCUGGCAGUAUUAAUUACAAAUGCCAGUCAGGAUGCGCCAUAGUCUAA